Messenger RNA from Jaculus jaculus (lesser Egyptian jerboa), 1449 nucleotides. RefSeq names its product cyclin dependent kinase 3 (gene Cdk3). Gene Ontology annotation, cellular component: nucleus; cyclin-dependent protein kinase holoenzyme complex; cytoplasm. NCBI's taxonomy places the organism in Eukaryota, Metazoa, Chordata, Mammalia, Rodentia, Dipodidae. The record is from RefSeq and is a predicted model, not a curated record. Gene Ontology annotation, biological process: protein phosphorylation; signal transduction; regulation of gene expression. The transcript is spliced from 7 exons. Gene Ontology annotation, molecular function: ATP binding; cyclin-dependent protein serine/threonine kinase activity; cyclin binding. The coding region runs from base 134 to 1006 and encodes 290 amino acids.
GGCAGCCCCCAGCUCUGAGGCGACCUCCCGCGGAGAAUGGGUUUCAGGAAGGCGCCAGGGUGGGCACUUUGUGUAGGCUGGUGCGGGUUUUGAACUCCUGGGCGCUGUUUGUUUCCUAGACAGCUCUGCAGACAUGAAUGUGUUCCAGAAGGUAGAGAAGAUUGGAGAAGGCACCUAUGGGGUGGUAUAUAAGGCCAAGAACAAGGAGACUGGGCAGUUUGUGGCCCUCAAGAAGAUCAGGCUAGAUUUGGAUAAUGAGGGGGUCCCUAGCACUGCCAUCAGGGAGAUAUCCUUGCUCAAAGAACUAGAGCACCCCAACAUUGUCAGGCUGCUGGACGUGGUGCAUAGAGAGAAGACGCUGUACCUGGUGUUUGAGUUCCUCAGCCAGGACCUGAAGAAGUACAUGGAGUCCACGCCAGACUCGGCGCUCCCUCUGCACUUAGUCAAGAGCUACCUCUUCCAGCUGCUGCAGGGGGUGAAUUUCUGCCACAUUCAUCGGGUCAUCCACCGAGACCUAAAACCUCAGAAUCUGCUCAUCAAUGAGUUUGGAGCCAUCAAGCUGGCUGACUUUGGACUGGCUCGUGCUUUCGGGGUGCCCCUGCGCACCUACACCCAUGAGGUGGUGACAUUGUGGUACCGUGCCCCAGAGAUCCUCCUGGGAAGCAAGUUGUACUCGACAGCCGUGGACGUCUGGAGCAUUGGUUGCAUCUUUGCAGAGAUGGUGACUGGCAAAGCCCUGUUUCCUGGUGACUCAGAAAUUGACCAGCUCUUUCAGAUCUUUCGCAUCCUGGGGACUCCCAGUGAGGCCACAUGGCCAGGAGUCACCCAGCUGCCUGACUAUAAGAGCAGCUUCCCCAAGUGGACCAGGAGGGACCUGGAGGAAACUAUACCCAAUCUGGAGCCAGAGGGCAAGGACCUGCUCAUGGUAUGUGCAGAAACUCCUGCAGUACGACCCAAACCAGCGGAUCUCAGCCAAGACCGCCCUGGCCCAUCCCUACUUCACUGAGCUCUCCCCAGGCCCCAACCAUUGUGUGCUGGGCCGUCUCUGGCACUGAGAAAAAGCUGUGUGAGAGGCCCCCCACCAAUGCCUCCCCACCCACUUCCUGAGAGAGUGGCUCAGAAGUUUUGCAUCAGCCAUCAGAGAAGGCUGUUUGGGUUACUCCUAGCAAGUUCCUGUGUUGUUUGUUGGGUUUAAUGGUACAGUUGCUUCAUGUGUGGGAGUUGGGAGUCCCUUAGUCCCCCAACACUAGAAUGACAGGUGACAAGUUAAUUGAGAGAAGGAAGGCUGCUCCUGCUGCUGGUGAGGUUCUCAGGAGCCCUUGUCUGUACUGCUGUAGCUACAGACCCAGGCUCCAUGGAGAGGGUGCCCCCUGCUGGCCUUUUAUUUUUGUUUUUUCAAGGUAGUCUGCCCUAGCCCAGGCUAAUCUGGAAUUUGUAGAACUCACAGAG